Molecule: messenger RNA, 2732 nt
Organism: Caenorhabditis elegans
Lineage: Eukaryota; Metazoa; Nematoda; Chromadorea; Rhabditida; Rhabditidae
Source: the annotation of a RefSeq genome assembly
AUGUUUUCGUGGCAGGAGUUCACCGAACGGGAUGUGUCCUUGUUUACUGAAAAUGUGAUUCGAUCCUUGAUCAACACAAAGUACAACGUAAUCUGUCACAUUGAAGACUACACACCGCCACAAUUCGAUAGUUUUCUGCAAUUAUCUGCGUGUUACAACAUCGGAGAAAAAACUGAAGAUGAGGUUAUCAAUUCUGACGGUAUCCGAUGGUCGAAAAAGAAAGAUUCGCUGGGAUCUGAAAUGAAACCGCGGAAAAACACCAUCAGCGUUGAUGGAAGGACUUUUAGAAGAAUCAACUGUAGUUCGCCACCUCCUGCCACCAAUCUUUUCAAAAAGUACAUGGCUAUUGAAGAAGCAACAAAGCUCUGCUGGAUUUUAUUCUUGGGGUCCAGUCACGAUGUUAUCGACUACACUUCUUUGAAAGUUGCAAGAAAAAAAUUGUCGAAGGAAGAGGCAUUGAUGAUCAGGAAGAUGUUGGAGGGUCGCACAGUGUUGAUGGUAUAUCAAAUGCUCGGUGGAAAGUACUCGAAGCGUCAAAUCAAAAACCAGCAACGUAACGUUUUGACAACUGUGAAACUUAAUAGAGGACCGAGACCUGUCACAAAUCCCGCCGAUCUAUGCGAUCUCUCUCGAAUGUUUUCUCAUGCAUAUCACUCAUCGCAUCGCAACUCAAUCAGGUUUAUUUAUUUCAAUAAAUCGAUGCUUGGACUAUUCCUGAAAUCGUGCCCAACUUACACGGAAAUUACGACAUAUAGAAAUCGUAUGGAUGGAAUUGAAAACUGGAGAACUGCGGAUCUAAACAAACACUUGGCGGAUUGUAAGGUGUAUACCUGCGGAGGUAUUGACACUCGAGUGGCGUCUAUCAUCGAACUCGAUACAACUUUCGGUCUUUCCAACGGAUACAUCUCUGUCACUACUGGAUUUAUUCCAGUGUUCCGAACGCAUCAACAUACAAAGUCAUCUCCAUCGAAACUGCGCCAUGUAGUUUUGGGAUUUAUGUUCCAUUCGUCCAAACACAAGAGUCAUUUCGAAGAUUUUUCUGGCCGUCUGAACGAGAUUCUUCAGGAACUUGACCCGAAAAAAAUCAAAAAAAUUCCAGCUAUGAUCACUGAUGGAGAAGCAGCUUUUUCCGCUAUGAAAAAAGGCAUCCAUUUUAGUGACACCAUUUUCCUUCGAUGUGAUAUUCAUCGACGAAACAAUCUUGAAGAAAACGCCGGCACGAAAGUAACACAAGAUGAAAUUCGGGAGAUUUUUGGAAAUAAAAAUGGAAAUAAUGAUAUUAAAAGAGGAGUAUUCGGGGCGUUGAAUAUCAACGACAUGAAACGAUGAUUGGAAUGUGCUCACUUGGGAAUUAAACUGAAAAAUUGGAUUCGUGAGCGAAUAGAGAGCUUGUUUGAAUCAAACUCUUUGAAAGCAAAGCUGCUAAGUGGAAUGCUUGUCCAUAGAGUGACUACCAACAGUAUCGAGUGUGUGAAUGGUACCAUCAAGCUGUCAAUUACAAAACCAGAGUGCGGAUACACAGCUGUCCUGAAAUUGAUUCAGUUUAUUGAUGACGAAUUGAGAUCAAUGGUUAAUGCUGUAAUCACAGGUGAAGAUGAGACUGUGAUUUUUGAAGACUUCAACCCUUCUCUAAAAACAGCGUCGUUGAAAGAUCAAAUGAAAGCACUCAAUGUAUUGGGGAUCGACGCAGUGACAUCACUUCUGAAAAUUCCACCGAAUAUUCAGUCUUGUUUCAAUGAUAUCGACUUCACGUCCCUUCUAAAUCUUCGAGUAGUCAUACUCGUCCAUCAGACUCGGAAUUUCUUGUCCAAACAGCCGGUACAAAGGACUAUGUCACAGUUUCUCAUGAGGAAAACUUUCUCAAAUGCUGGACUUGUAAAAAAGUUCCAGACGUUUGCUCCCACGUCGUUGCUGCUCUAUUAUCGUUGGAUGAAUCCACCAGGGAUUUAUUUUAAAAAAUUCUUCUGGAUAAUUUAACAACCUUCACAGUUCUGAAAACGGAGAGAUUGAGGGAGACCAGAGGACAAGCCAGAAGAUUCAAGAGAAAAUUCACAAAAUUUUCCAAAGACAAUUAUGAUCGUCUGCCAAAUGGAUAUGCAAACGACACUGCGCUUACGGUCAACAACUCUUCAAAUUCUGCCAACAGCUGUGGUGAUUCCGAAUCAGACAUUUCUGAAUAUACGGAUAGUCGAAGAUUGAGGACGUCUGAAAAUUCUGACGAUGAAAACGAGGAGCCCCAAUCAGAUUACUCAAACAUCGACAACGUGGAAAAUGAAAAUUCAGCGCUGGUCACAUCCAAAGAUGAUGAGUUAUUCGAAUCCAGCAUGACUUCUUUUGACACUUCCACACAUUCACGCAGUUCAGGUAGAAAAAGAACGCAAACUCGUCCAUACUCUCCGACACCAGAUUCAGUAUCGAAGCCUUUGAUUCCAUCGGAGAAAUCACUACAUUUUUUUGGAUCAAUUCGCGUAAAGUUCCUUGUUUUAAGAAAUCCGAAUAACUGCGAUGUGGAAUUUGAAGCUGGAUAUGACAGAAGUUACAUCACAAUUAAACCGGAUUUUGGAAUACUGAAAGCCGGAAGUAGUGUCAAAGUAACGAUCACAAAGAGUUUUGGAAAUGAAAGUGAAUCAGAUUCGAUUCAGUUUUCUUCAAAUAAUCCGAAUUCUUCCUGUGGUAAGAGAGCCAAAGUAGAAUUCGUAUACGUUGAUCUAAAGUUUGAUAGAGUUCAAUAA